Messenger RNA from Cynocephalus volans (Philippine flying lemur), 1276 nucleotides. RefSeq names its product elongin BC and polycomb repressive complex 2 associated protein (gene EPOP). Bases 143 to 1276 code for a protein of 377 amino acids. The transcript has a single exon. The record is from RefSeq and is a predicted model, not a curated record. Gene Ontology annotation, biological process: neuron fate commitment. Lineage: Eukaryota; Metazoa; Chordata; Mammalia; Dermoptera; Cynocephalidae.
CGGGCCGGGGGCGCCCGUGAGCAGAGACCUCCCCGUCGAGGGGGGGGGCGAUGUUCCCCUCGCCCGUGGGCUCUUCGGGCAGCCGAGGCAUCCCUCCACUGGGACCAGGACCACCUCAGUGGGCACCCCCUCAAGCUGCUCCAUGGAGACUCUGUGCCCUGCUCCCCGCCUGGCGGUGCCGGCGACCCCGCGAGGGUCGCCCUGCUCCCCCACACCCCGGAAGCCGCGUCGGGGGACCCAGGAGUUCUCUCCGCUGUGCCUGCGUGCCCUUGCCUUCUGCGCCCUUGCCAAACCCCGGGCGUCCUCUCUGGGGCCUGGGGAGCUGGCGCCGCGGGCCCCCGUGCUGCUAGGCCCUUGCGCCCCCCUGUGCACCGGCGGCUGGGGCCCGGAUGGCCUGAAGCACCUCGGGGGACGGGACGGGCGGUCCAGCGAUCCGAAGUCCCCGGCCGGCGAGGAUGCCGAGGUCGCAGUGUGCCCGGGCCGCGGAGACGAGGAAGAAGGCCGAGGCAGUUUCCCGCACUUCGGCGCUCGCUGCUGCACACCUCCGAGCAGCUGCCCAGAGCCCCGGCGCCCUCGGGAAUCUCCGACCAGCUCCGCCUCCGCUACGCCUAGGCCAGCCCCGGGUCUCGAGUCCCAGCCUGGCCCAGCCGCCAGCCCGCUUCAGGAGCCCAGUUCCCGGCCUCCGUCGCCACCUGCGGGCCUCUCCACCCAGCCCGCGGGUCCCAGGGCGGCGCCGGAGCCAUCCCUGCCGGGCCAGACGGCCGCAGUCGAUGGAAGCCCCCCGCCGGCGGCCACCGAGGCACCAGCCGCUGGCCCCUCGACGGCUAGUGCAGCUCCGGCCGCGCCCGGCGAUCUCCGCCAGGAACAUUUCGAUCGUCUGAUCCGCCGGUCGAAACUUUGGUGUUAUGCUAAGGGCUUCGCCCUGGACCCUCCGAGUUUGCGCCGGGGGCCGGAGCGGCAGCCAGCGAAAGCGCCGGCCCGGGGAGCCGCCAAGAAACGCCGGCGGCCGGCGCCCCCCCAGCGCAGCGCGCAGCCCCGCCGCCCCGCCCCGACGCUCCCCACCACCAGCACCUUCAGCCUCCUCGACUGCUUCCCCUGCCCCCCGGCCCUGGUGGUGGGGGAGGACGGAGACUUAGGGCCGGCAUCCUCGCUUCGCCUCCAGGGAGACUCUAAGCCUCCGCCUGCCCACCCGCUGUGGAGGUGGCAGAUUGGGGGUCCCGCUGUCCCUGAGCCCCCUGGCCUCAAAUUCUGGGGAAUCAACUUGGAAGAAUCCUGA